UUGUAUCAUUAUAAACGUGUGUGCAGGCGUAAAGUUCGAGGCAACUUGUGUUCUUAAAAUAUCUAUAACGAAAUAGUGGGGAUUCAAAACGCACACCAACAUAAUAAUAAUGUGUCUUCAACGUCUGUCCGUCCGUCUCUUGAUAAACGCGGUUUAUAUAGGUAUCUGAGACGACAUAUUUAAACUUAAGCAAUAGGCAGUAAUACCGUGCAAUAAUACGUGGUAUAGACGGACGCAGUAAUAAUAUGAUGGCUAUCGCGUUAUGAAAUUAUAUUGUUAUUUUGUAAAAUUCGUGAGCCUGGACAAAAUAUCAUUGUAUUCAACAAUUUUUUACGUCCAUACAUUGUGAUAGGUAUAGGCGCGUUCAGUACAUAUAGGUACUGAUUGUUUAAUUGUAUAUAAUAUUUGCCUACUUGAAUGUGCAGCUUAAUGUAAAAUAUAAUAUAAUCAUCCGUUUUCGUAAAAGGGCGACUAUAUCGAUUGUUGAAAUGGUCUUGCCGGAUCGUCACGAGAAAUCAAAAGUUUUCACGCUGAUAUACAACUUAUCGGGAGGAGCUAUCAAUUCUCAAAUCAUUAUAACGGUGAUUGCGGCACUAGGAGCGAUAGCUACUGGUACCAUACUCGGGUGGUCGUCAUCGGCCCAGAGCAUGUUCGACGCCGACGAUUCGCUGUUGCCGUUCGCGGUCACCGGAAAGGACACGCAGACAUUCAGCUCUGUGUUCGGCAUCGGCGCGGCCCUGGGAGCGCUUCCGGCAGGAUACGUGUCAAGGUUAUUCGGCCGGCCGGCCAGCAUGUUACUGUUCGAAGGGUUCCUGUUGGUCGGCUGGGCCAUGCUGGUGUUGCCCACUUCCGUUUGGAUGCUGUCCGCCGGCCGGAUGAUGCAGGGCAUCGGGGUGGGAGCCCUGUGUGCCAUCAUACCGUCGUACAUCGGCGAGAUAGCCGAGCCCCGGAUGAGAGGUCGUCUGGGAACAAUAUUCCAAUUAUUCAUAGUCAUCGGCAUACUGUAUUCGUACACGUCUGGGGCAUUCAUGAAGUACGUGCCAUUUUGCGUCGCCUGCGCCUUUUGGGUGAUUUUACAUUUUAUUGGUGCCCUGUGCAUACCUGAAUCGCCGUACCAUCUGAUGAACAUCAACGAUCCGGACGGGGCGGCUGUUUCGCUGCAGAUACUUCGAGACUCAUCGGACACGACCGAAGAAUUGGCAUCCAUCAAGUUGUUUGUCGAAAAGCAACAAUCGCAAAGUUAUACGGUGUCGGAAGUGCUGUCGGACAAGGUGAAUCGCAAGGCCCUGAUGAUCAGUAUUGGGUGCAUGUUUUUCCAGCAAAUGAGUGGUAUAAACGUGGUGAUAUUCUACAUGACAGAUAUAUUCAAAUCGACCGGCAGCAACAUGAGUCCGAACACGUGCACCAUAGUCGUUGGUGUAGUACAGCUUUUCAUGACGGUCUUGUCUUUUACAAUCAUUGACAAAAGUGGCCGAAAGGCGUUACUCGUGCUGUCGGGGUUGCUGAUGGCCAACUGCUACAUGGGCUUGGGCGGAUUUUUUUUGAUAAAAACCCAUUAUCUAGAGCUGGCUUCGAAACUCAACUGGUUACCCUUAGUGUGCAUCGCUGUGUACAUAUCGGCGUUUUCCAUCGGUUACGGUCCCGUGCCUUGGAUAAUGAUGGGCGAAAUAUAUUCGUCGGAGGUGAAACCGAUCGGGACGAGUCUGACCACCUGCACCAACUGGACGCUUGUGUUCGUGGUCACUUACGUGUCUACCGAGCUGAUCCGGUGGCUGGGCCAGGCGGGCUGCUUCCUCACAUUCAGCGCAUUUUGCCUGAUGGGCGCUGCGUUCGCCGCGUCCGUCGUGCCAGAAACGAAAAACAAGACGUUGGCAGAAAUACAGCUGAAACUCGUCGGCAAGUCUAAGGCCGUUCCUGUGGCAGUGGAUGUUGUGGAGGCGACAGAGCCGGUUCAAGCGACCACCACGAUUUCAUGAAUGCCGAUUUCUACCCAAGAUCUCUGCCGAACGGGAUUUAUCAUUACGUAUAUUCAACCAUUAUAUAACAGCGCCGUGUCCAAGACCCAUUCCCGUCCCCAUGGCCCGUAAUUAUAAUACAAAUGUGCAAUUUUUGCGUGCACAACCCAUUGAAAUUUAAACUGUAUAUUAUAUCAUAUAUUAUGUAUCAAUUGCAGGCCAGCCCUCUUCACAUAUACCUACCAUUGUAUGAUAAAUCAAAACGCUUAACCAGACUAUACAGAGCUAUUCAACAAACGUUUCAUUAUUCAUUAACGAACUUAUUCAAAUUCUGAUUCUUGGAUUUUUUUAGUAUUUUUGAUUUUAUUUUAAAAUAUUUAAAUUUUAUAUACCAUUUAAGGAGUGUCCUGCGAAGACACCAAUCCCUUUUUUUCAAAUAGAGUCGCCCAUGUUUUCUGUUAAUUGUUGUAGAUGAUUUUUUUUGAAAAUUUCCAUUUAUCCAAAUUGAAAUUUGACUAACAAGUUUUGGAGUUAUUUAAGUUUGUGUAAUAAGUUAGUAAGUCCAUGGUAAUAAGUUCGGCAUAUAUGAUAACUAUGGUCCUACGAUGGUUUAGUAUUUACAUAUCAUAGUUGUUAUUAAAUAUCUAUCAAUUAAAUAAUUAGUCAACAUUUUAUAUUUUAUAAAAAUAUUUGAGUUACCUAAUAAGUACCAAAUUAAUUAUUAGGUACAUUUAUUUUAUAGUAUUUGUUAAAGAUACAUAAAUAUUUUCAGAAAAAAAAAUCAUCUGCCUAAUAAUUUACACUAAAAAUAGUAGGUUCGUAUUUGAAAAUAUGAUUAAGUAUACUGUAUACUAAUAGUAAAAAAUUCCAAAAAUAUUAUUUAGAAUAAAUCCAUUAUUAUUAGAACAUUUUAGGACAACAUGCUUGGUGAGUCACCCUGUAUAAAAACAUGUAUGAUAAAGAACAUGUUCUCGACUGGAGAUUAGAGUUCUUGAACACACACAUACAGACCCUACGAUGAGAUGUGUUUUGAAAUACUCAAAUUCGAAUUCCUCAAAUAAUUUAAUAAACCAUAACAAAAAUUGAACAACGUUUUCAUUUUUUAUAAAAAUUUUGAUUUUUACUACUUAAUUUUAAUCGAGUGAUUGUAGAGCUGCAUAGUGUAUAUUUAUAUACACAGUUUUUUACGGCGAUACUUAUUGUCAGUAGGGAAGAAAAAUUGCAAUGGUAUAUAAACUGAAGAUAAAUAUAUGCGUAGACAAUAGCUGAUGAGGUAAAAUAAAUUUGUAGAUUAAGACUUGUCCCUAUCCCUAAACGAAUCGCGUGACCGUUUAUAAUGCAGAGGUCAAAAAUAUAAUAUUUAUUAUCACGCCAUCUAUAUGUAUAUUUAUGGUCGAACAGCAACUUUAAGUUUUAAUAUUAUUCAUAAUAGUUAUUACACAUUCAUAUUAUAUGCACGUAAAUUCUGUUUAUAUUUUUAUCUGAGUCUUUUAGUUAUAUUAUUUUAUCUAUAGGUACUUUAUAAGUUUAAAAAUAAAUGCCAGUAAAUAUAAUGAACACAUUGUGUGUACAAUGUACAUCAAUAUUGUUUUGUAAAAAGUA
Molecule: messenger RNA, 3557 nt
Organism: Acyrthosiphon pisum (pea aphid)
Lineage: Eukaryota; Metazoa; Arthropoda; Insecta; Hemiptera; Aphididae
Product: facilitated trehalose transporter Tret1
Exons: 7
Coding region: 489-1976 (495 amino acids)
Biological process (GO): transmembrane transport
Cellular component (GO): membrane
Molecular function (GO): transmembrane transporter activity
Source: RefSeq, a predicted model, not a curated record